Messenger RNA from Branchiostoma belcheri (Belcher's lancelet), 2447 nucleotides. RefSeq names its product tripartite motif-containing protein 3-like. Gene Ontology annotation, cellular component: nucleoplasm; chromatin. The record is from RefSeq and is a predicted model, not a curated record. Bases 252 to 2081 code for a protein of 609 amino acids. Gene Ontology annotation, molecular function: protein binding; ubiquitin-protein transferase activity; zinc ion binding. The transcript has a single exon. NCBI's taxonomy places the organism in Eukaryota, Metazoa, Chordata, Leptocardii, Amphioxiformes, Branchiostomatidae. Gene Ontology annotation, biological process: positive regulation of DNA-templated transcription.
CAAGGGAUUUAGAGAGACAAAUACAAACACGCGAAAAACAAUACCUCCGCAGAAGGAGGUAACGAAGGUGGGUGUGUGCGCAUUCUUCACCCUUGACCUGACCUACAGCAUGACGUAAGCCUUCCGAAACCUUUCUUCCAAGAACACUGCUGCGCCUAGUUUCACAUCCCCUACUAAUAAGAAUAUAAAACAGAACGUGGCUUGUUGUAAGCGUUGUUCAGAAGUUCUCGAGGAAUCAUAGUGGCCGCAUCAUGGCGGGGAAAAUUCAAGAGUUGGACGACGUCAUUGACGACCAGUUCCUAACGUGUGCCGUCUGCAAGUUGCACUUCCGGGAUCCCAGAAUACUGCCAUGUCUGCACACAUUUUGUAAAGAUUGCCUGGAGAUUUGGGCUACGAAACAACAGCCGCUGGACUGUCCAACCUGUCGCAGAAACGUCAGUCUACCAGACCAAGGUGUGGACGGACUGAGGACCAACAUUUACGUCAACAACCUGCUGGACUUCGCGGCCGUGAAGAAAGGGGCGGAGCCAGGUGUGCCGUGCCAGGUGUGCGAGGGGAAGGAGGGAGGGACGCGGGCAUGGUGCGUACAGUGUGCCGUUCUGCUUUGUGAGUCCUGUACAAACACACAUAACAGGUUUCCAACCAUGAAAGGGCAUCAGAUCGUGAACCACGAGAAUCUAAAGGCCACUGAAUUUCAGCGCAAAGCGUUUUGCUCAAAGCACGAAGACCAAGUCUUAACUUUCUACUGUGAACCCUGUCAGACUUUGGUCUGUGCCGCUUGUGCCGUUGUCGACCAUCGGUUGGACGAUGAACACAAGCCCGUAGAAAUCGGCGACAUCGCUGAAAAGAAGAAACUAGACCUUCAAGAACUGCUGGGAAAGGUAGAUGCUCGAGCUAGCGAGGCACAGACGGUGUUGAACAACGUAGAGAAAGAAAUUUCGGAGUUGCCCACAUCGAUUGACGCAGCGAUUGAACAGGCCACGGUCUGUUUCGAUCAUCUGGUCACCUUACUUCAAGACAGAAAAACAGAAGUCAUCAAUAACAUAGAGUCGGACCGCCAGGAGUUUAAAAAAAGUUUGGAAACUCAGAAAGAAGCGAUGGAGUUUGAGUUGUCAGGACUGACGAGCGCGUCUGAAUUCUGUAAACAAGCUUUGGAACACGGCAGUGACGCUCACGUCAUUGUGGCGGAAGGUCAAGCCAGACAGAGGGUGGAAGAGCUGCUGACAACUCCAACCGACCUGACAGACCGGCCAAGUCAAGUCGUGUUCUCGGAGGGGACGGCUGUGGCAGUGGUAAGGAGAAACAUGAAGAAGGCAGGUGGUGUAAAAGUCACAACUAAGGUGGACGUAUGCAAAUGUUCAGUUGAAGUAAACCCUGCCGUCGUAGACGUCUCAAGUUUCUCUUUCUUAAAAACAUUAGACAAAAACGGACAUCUUUGUUUUGUGCCUAAAGAUGACGUCACCGUCACCCUGCAGGACCCUUUCGGUUAUGACUUACCGACAAGGCUGCGAGAGAACUGGAGGGGCUUGUGGGAAAUUUCAUACAUACCCAAGGUCACGUGGUACCAUAGUUUAGACGUCAAGGUGAACAGUCAGCCUGUGGCCGGGAGUCCGUUUUACGUCAAAGUACGAAAGGCCAUCAGAGCUACUCGCACCACAGCAGCAAGCAAGCCCUUCGCGCCAGUCACCAGCUCUGUGGGCGGACGAAGCACUGCAUCAGUUGGAGGCCGGUCCGCCAGACUCGGUCCUAAGACCACCUCAGCUGGCAGCAGCGGCCGAGUGUUUGGUGCAAGCCGGGUUGCAAAGCCAGCCCCAACUGUUGGGUUUAACUCCAGUGCACCCAGCCAACCCUCGUUCCAGUUUGGCUCAGGCUCGCAGCAGCGUCCGGAGGUGUUUAACUUCGCUGCUGCCGUCCCUGAAGGAAGCGCGCCAGGCGAGGGGUUCAAAUUCAGCACAGUGACGGGAACACCGGUACCAGCCUCACAGCCCGCUGCUCCAGGUCCUUUCGACUGGUCCUGUCAACACGUACCUGGUCCCAGACGCACCAGCAAAAGAUUUAGAGUUAAACACAGGAAGAAUUGAUCUUCUGACAGGAUAUAGAGUCUGAUUAACUAUUACAUCAGUAUACAUAGUGUACUGAACUUAUCCAGUUCUACGAAAAAGCAGCGUUGAGCCUCCAGAACUGUUUAUCAGUCAUUGCAGGCAGAAAUUCAGGUCCUUUUGAACUAGUUUAUGUUUCAGUGUUGUACUUUCAUUCAUAAUAGGACGGCCAAGCUUCUUUUUCGUGUCAGGACCAAAAGUAGGAGACUUCUGAUUGGUUCUCCGGUACGUAUCCUGUAAGGUUUAGUCGACGACGUUUCACUAUACCGUGGUGACAUUUGGUAAUGCUUCAUGUACUAGUAACUGUAGUGUGUUUCCGCCAUUAUGUGUUGUAAACUAACGUUACCC